AUGACCCCGGUGACACCUGGAAAAGGCCGUGCCUUGAAGCGCCCCUGCCCUACUGACGACAAUCCGUCGGAUUCGGAAGAGGAAGAACACCGUCAAACAAGACCCGUUUGCAAGCAAUGCAAUAAUGCUGUCUACCGCGCUCAACCUCUCCGUCUCGCUUUGCACUCGUCGACACACCUCGCCUUUCGACCCUGGGAGUGUUCUGUUUGCGCAUGUACUAUGACUCAGAAAGGCAGUCUGCAAAAGCAUCUGAACGAGCAACAUCAAGGAACCGGCCGGGUCAUCGAUAACCGCACUGCCGAAUACUACGAUGCGCUCGAGGCGCAGACGAAAGCCAACUUUCCAGCUCACUCAAGUGGUAUCGCUCAAUAUAUUGGAGGACAAAAGGAGGCAUUGGGAUUUCAAGAUGCAUCUGAUCAUGAUGAUGACAAUGCGCAAACCCGCCGAAAAAUCUUCAGCUGCAGGGAAUGCAGUCAUUCGAUUGUCUCGACUGGAACUAGGAAUCUGGCGCAGCACUCGUGGAAACACCUCGCCUUCCGGCCCUGGAAGUGUUCUGUUUGCGCUUGUACGAUGACUCGGGAAGAACACCUGCAAAAGCAUCUGAACGAGCAGCAUCAAGGAAAUGGCCGGAUCCUCGAUAAUCGCACUGCUGAGUACUAUGAUGCCCUCAAAGCAAAGAUGCAAGCCAACUUUCCUGAUCGCGCAAGGACUAUCGCCAAGUACAUUGGAGGACAAAGGCACGUAUCGAGAAUUCAGGAGGUAUCCGAUGGCGAGGAUGACACUCCACAAGACAACCCACCAAUUGUUCAUCUCUCAGCUCCUGGCGACAAAAGUCUCGACAUUCAGGGAAACGUGCAGAAAGGUCCAGUAGCCACAUCGUCAAAUGCUGGUAUGGUGAAGCAAGAAGUGGUGCCGGAUGCUGUUCCACGACGAUCCAAAGAGAAACCGACUCACCGAACGAUGGCCGAUACUCAACGCGAAGUUAAGCAAGAGCUACUAGAUGUCGAAAAUUAUUCAUUUGAUUUUGAUGUCGUAAUGGACGGAAGUGAGGCGGAUGCUCAUGCUGAUGCUCAUGCUCCGUCCCGCCACCAAAACGAGCAAAAUGUCCGGAAUGGUGACAAAGACCAACCAUUCUCGCCUACCCUUCAUCCAAUCGUUGCCAAAGAAGAACUUCUAGAUGGAAAUCCAACCGAAGAGCCGAGACGAAUCGAUAAGAAGAAGAAGAAGGUGAACAGAGGCCAGGAGGACUGGGCAGCCGAGGCGAAUUCGGCCUUCUCCCCUCCGUCAAGAGUAGCUGUCGUACAACCACGCAUCGAGCCCGUGCCCCAAAUCGACACUGACCACAGCAUCGACAAGCGCGUCGAAGAGACCAUUAUGACAAUGAGGCUGGGCGGUGCGAAGAUUUCCUCGGACUUGGCGAGAAUGCGGGCUGCCAUGAGGGAGACGAAAUCUGACGUGGCUCGCAUGCAAACCAACAUGGCACUCCUGGAAACUCUCUCGGAAACGCGGAAUGCCGAAAAUCGCCGUCUGAAGCAGCAGCACGACCAGCAAGCCGCCCAGCUGAAGAUGCUCAGGGAAGAAAUUACGGCGCUGAAGGAGCGCAUCCGCAAUGGC
Molecule: messenger RNA, 1614 nt
Organism: Mesorhabditis spiculigera
Lineage: Eukaryota; Metazoa; Nematoda; Chromadorea; Rhabditida; Rhabditidae
Source: the annotation of a GenBank genome assembly